AUGGCCGGCCGCCGAUCCUACAAAUCCCGCUUCCAGCUCGCGGCGGUAGCCAUCCUGAUCAGUCUGUUCUGGCUGGCGCGGACCUGGACUUGCGACGAAGAGCAGCACCUCGAGGUAGAUACCAAGGUGCCGCUGGAGGUGCACAUCAUGUCCAAGUGUCCGGACGCGCGGGACUGCUUGAAGAAGCUUGUGGUGCCGACCAUGUCAAACGUGUCUGACAAGGUAGAUUUCAGGCUAAGUUUUAUCGGGAGCGUAACAAACGACGAUGACGGCGUCCAAUGCAAACACGGCCAAACCGAAUGCCUAGGCAACAUCCUCAUGCUCUGCGCCGCGUCCGAAUACCCCGACCCCAAACUCUACCUCGGCUUCUCGAACUGCCUCAUCAGCGACUACCAGGAAAUCCCCGCGAAAUCCCUCGCCCAAGACUGCGCGUUGGAACAUGGUCUCGACUUUGAGGUGUUGAAUGACUGCAUGAGCAAGGAUACGGGCGCAUACGGCAUGGGACUGCUUAGAGACAGCGUACAACAUAGUAAAGAUGUGGGCGUGGAAAUCAGCUGUACGAUCCGGCUAGAUGACAAGGUUAGAUGUGUAUAUGACGACGGGGAGUGGAAGGACUGCGACGGAGGGGAGAAGCCUCAAGAUUUAAUCCGCGACAUUGAGCGAAAGUACGACGAGGCCCAAGGCUGGACGUACUGA
This is a messenger RNA of Cucurbitaria berberidis CBS 394.84, 696 nucleotides long. RefSeq lists its product as uncharacterized. The coding region runs from base 1 to 696 and encodes 231 amino acids. The record is from RefSeq and is a predicted model, not a curated record. NCBI's taxonomy places the organism in Eukaryota, Fungi, Ascomycota, Dothideomycetes, Pleosporales, Cucurbitariaceae. The transcript has 2 exons. Gene Ontology annotation, molecular function: oxidoreductase activity, acting on a sulfur group of donors, disulfide as acceptor.